AUGAGGCCGAAAGCACUUGAAGCUAUCACAGCUCACAAUACGGAAGAGAAGACGCCAGCUAGGCAACGUACUUCUCCUCACCAAAACCAAGAUACCACGAAUUCCUCGUCCGCAUCCCCAAGAUCAGCGUCAAAUAGUAGCACGAUCAGCACAGACGGCACCUCAGAGGCCACCCCGACCGUCGCAACCAUCGUCUCAGAUGUCGUUGAAACCGUCAAAACCGCCGUCGAUAGCGCUAUCGCCUGGGCCGAACAAAAGGUUGAUAAGCUGAGUGCUGAGCAAGACACUACGGGUCCGUACGCUUCGCCAGCCACUUGCAUGCCAUCUGAUCUCGAUGCUAUUGCCAGCGGCAUUCUUCCGGCUCUGCCAGCUACGAGGCAAUAUGAUGGGGGUGUUGACGAUGGGUUGAAGGAAGCAGAUGGUACUGAGAAGAGUGUGACGACUGGAGAUGGAGAGGACGUACGGAAGUGA
Messenger RNA from Alternaria arbusti, 471 nucleotides. RefSeq lists its product as uncharacterized. Bases 1 to 471 code for a protein of 156 amino acids. The record is from RefSeq and is a predicted model, not a curated record. Lineage: Eukaryota; Fungi; Ascomycota; Dothideomycetes; Pleosporales; Pleosporaceae. The transcript is spliced from 2 exons.